Messenger RNA from Knipowitschia caucasica, 294 nucleotides. Lineage: Eukaryota; Metazoa; Chordata; Actinopteri; Gobiiformes; Gobiidae. The record is from the annotation of a GenBank genome assembly.
AUGCGAGGAGCAGAAUACAGAAGUCGGCUCCAGAUUGUACAGCAGACUAUCGGAGCGCAUAAAGAGCUGCUCUUGUGCCAAAGCCGCAGAGAGCACAGGAAGGGGCCCGCACUGCUAAAGUCAUCAGAGCAGAGCGAGGGGCCUCAGCCGCAGACAGACCCCGGAACAGAGCCGCCCGGCCCUUACAGCAGAGAGGUCCACUUUAACAAACAGCCCACACCGGCGUCCAUGGGGUGGGCAGGCAAACAGACGGGGGAGUACCAGGAGGACCAGUUCAGAGCACCCUCAGAUUAG